Molecule: messenger RNA, 1988 nt
Organism: Peromyscus maniculatus bairdii (prairie deer mouse)
Lineage: Eukaryota; Metazoa; Chordata; Mammalia; Rodentia; Cricetidae
Gene: Sdhaf2
Product: succinate dehydrogenase complex assembly factor 2
Biological process (GO): tricarboxylic acid cycle; protein-FAD linkage; mitochondrial respiratory chain complex II assembly
Cellular component (GO): mitochondrion
Source: RefSeq, a predicted model, not a curated record
CAGCCCCGGCCCUCCUUCCGGCCCCGCCGGCCCCCGGCCGCGCGCCCCCGUUACCGGGAAUAUGGCGGCGGCCGCGGAGAGUCCCGACUAGGCCCGAAGCGCGCGAACCGCUCUCCGCCCCAGGUCCCGCCCCCCCCGCCGGCGGCGUCAGACGCACCGCUACUUCCGCCAUACGCUGGGACGCGCCUUCCGGCUUGAGGUCCACCUCCACCGGCGAGGUCCACCUCCACUGGUGAGGUCCGCGGACAGACCGCCUGGGGUUCCCGGAAGUAGCCCGGCUGCCAGCUUCCGGUGCUGUAGGGAGAAAUGGCGGUGGUCACCUUGAUCCCGACGCUGGCGCGGGUACUGUCAAAGCACAGCCUGCUGUCUCCUUUGUUCAGUGUGACAUCAUCCAGACGAUUCUACAGAGGUGACAGCCCAACAGAUUCUCAAAAAGACAUGAUUGAAAUUCCUUUGCCUCCAUGGCAGGAGAGAACUGAUGAAUCCAUAGAAACCAAAAGAGCCCGCCUACUCUAUGAGAGCAGGAAGAGGGGGAUGCUGGAGAACUGUAUUCUCCUUAGCCUCUUUGCUAAAGAAUAUCUGCACAACAUGACAGAGAAGCAGCUGAACCUCUAUGAUCGCCUAAUUAACGAGCCUAGCAAUGACUGGGAUAUUUACUACUGGGCCACAGAAGCAAAACCAGCCCCAGAAAUAUUUGAAAAUGAAGUCCUGGAACUGCUGAGAGAGUUUGCGAAAAACAGAAACAAAGAGCAGAGACUGCGCGCCCCAGAUCUGGAAUAUCUCCUUGAAAAACCUCAUUAGGUUGUGUGCCCCUUCUGUCAUGGUGGUCAGUAUGUGGACAGAAACUGCUUCUGGUACAGACUUUGGCUUCCUGCUUUUCCUUAGGCCCUUGAAACUCUACCAGGACAGACAUGUAAUAUGAAGAUGAUACACUCAUUCUAACCUGCACUUGUCUGUACAGCACCGACCGAUCGACCCCUUCUCCAGCUGCUAUGUGCUGUGGUGCAGGUCUGCCACAAGAGGGCACUGUAGGGGAAGCAAUUCAGCUGCCUCAGCCCCGAAAGUACAAAAGAUGCAGCUGCUAUAUGAAGAGCCACCCACCCCACCCACACCCAGUGCCCUGGCCUUUGUUAAGGUAAAACUGCCUCCUUCCAACCUUGUGUAGUUCUUUCUGCCAGAGAAAGCCAGUCCAAGCCGCCGAGCUGAGCCUGUCAAAGGCAUAGCAGGCUGAAUGAGGGCCCCAAGCUGGAAUGGUGUGAGCACCCUGCUUAAGUCAACAUCCGAAUCAGAUUUUCUUCACAGCACGCACUUUGUAAAGAUAAUUGAAUAUUGAAGGAGAUCCAGAGAAGGAAAUUGACAGUUCUCUAACCCUUCAAUAAUUAUCUUCAUUUGGUCUGUUCUGUGCAGCCAUAGUAAUCUUAUAAUGGGGUUUUACAAACCUUCAGGUUUUCUGGCCUUGCAGCAGGCACUGGGCAAAUUUUUCCUCUUAUUGCUACAGCCUUUAAAAUUAUUUUAGUUGACCAAAUAAUGAUGACACUUAAGAAAUAACUUGUUAACUGGGUGUCAUGGGUCAUUCCUGUAAUCCUAGCCCUUGCGGUCUGAGGUAGAAGUAUCACCAAGAGUUUGAAGCCAGCCUGGGCUCUAAAGUGAGUUUGAGGCCAGCCUGGACCACACUGUUAGAGUGAAGUAGCUGGGAGGCCUGUGCGUUGCUGAAGGUGUUCUCUCUCUAGGAGCUCUGCUGUCAGCUGAGGAGAGGCAGGUAUCGGCCAAGAAGUGAAAGUGAUGGCUGGAGAAAAGCAGGCCAGAACUGAUGAACAUGGGGUUGGUAACUGCUGCAGGCAAAGAGGAAAAAAAGAGUUCCCUGGCCAGAGGAGGAAAUGGGGAAACCAGCCUUCGGUUACCUCUUAGCACUCCCACGGACAGGUGGCAUUAGGCCUGUUUAUAGAGAAGAGAGUUGCCUUGGAAGAAGUCAGUAAUACAUUCUUUAU